AUGGCGUCAACUGAAGCCCUCCCUCCUGUCACAUCCCCAUCUCUUAUACUUACAAACCCCACCUCCUCUGAACGAGAGCUCAUAUGGAAGGGCACUCAACCCCAUUGGGGAGCCGCCUUGUCCAUGGAGGACUAUAUCGCCAGAGAAUACGAUAAUCUCGAGGCUCCUCUAGCUCGAGAUGGUGGCGUAACAAGCUGGAUCCUUACCGAUGGAGAUAAAGAGCCCGGCGAAAGACCCCUCCUUUCAUCUUGCGAGACCUACAAUAAAAGGGCCUUUGUUCGAACCAAAGAUGGAAAAGCAAGAGAUGGAACUGCUCACGGUGUGGCUAGUGUCUUCACUUUUCCUGAAUAUCGAGGAAAGGGGUAUGCCAGAAAGAUGCUGUCCCUCAUUGCGGAUGAGCUGAAAAGCAGACAGCGCAAGAAUGAAGGCGCUGCUGAUUUCUCCGUCCUUUGGUCAGAUGUCGGACCCAAGUUCUACCAGACUGUGGGAUGGGAGCCUUUCAAGAGCACAUAUCUCGAGUUUCCUGUUACUGAGACCGAGCCAAUCACUGAUUCAUCCCUGAAGCCUAUUGCUCUCGACGAUAUUCCGGACCUGGCAGAUCGAGAUGAGCAACUUCUUCGAGACAGGAUCUCAAAAUCCUCUCAAGUCAGCGCUGCAGUCGUCCCUGAUAUCACCACUAUCAAAUGGCAUAUUCAUCGGGAGAACUUUAUGUGCAAACACAUCUUCUCCCGUACACCAACUGUCCACGGUGCCAUAUACACUCCACCUGACGCCCCCAGCUCAAGGAUCUGGGCUCUCUGGACUUGCAGCUUCUACGGCAUGCUUGACCAACCUGAGAAGAAUGUCGUUCGUGUAUUGCGCCUAGUUAUCGAAGAUGAGAGUAUCUCAGAUGAGAUACUUGCCAAAGGCAUCCAAGCCAUUGCGAGUUUCGUCCAGAAGGAGGCCAAGGAAUGGAAAUGCUCAAAGGUUGAAGUUUGGAACCCCGAGGAUCGGGUGCGAAGGGUCACAGAAGGCAUCCAAUCCCUCGGGGCCAAAUUCAUCGUCCGAGAAAACAGCAACAUUGCUAGUCUAAACUGGUUCAAUGGUUCUGAUCAGGAGGUUGACUGGAUUGCUAACGAGAGGUUUGCCUGGUGUUAA
Molecule: messenger RNA, 1137 nt
Organism: Fusarium mangiferae
Lineage: Eukaryota; Fungi; Ascomycota; Sordariomycetes; Hypocreales; Nectriaceae
Exons: 1
Coding region: 1-1137 (378 amino acids)
Source: RefSeq, a predicted model, not a curated record